AUGGGCACAAGGAACCUGCUUCCAAAGGAUGAUGACUUGACAGAUGCUCGAAUGGACUACGUUGGUCUGGACUUACCUGCUAUCUCGGCUUGCCUUGCCAUCCUGGCCGGCACAUUGAGCGAGCCAGAGGACCAGGAGCUGACGCGCCUACUAAGCCUUGACGACAUUCAGGCACCAGAGAGAAGCUUGGCAGACGCGCCGGAAGAAAGCCCUGCAGACUCCCCCACUUACUGGUGGGUCGGAAUGUACGGUCAGGUCGAGCACGAGGUAGCUGCCUGCACCGUCUGCAAUCGGUUCAAGGCGACGUUCGACGUCAAGGACCCUGAGCCCAAGCCUCUGCCUAUCAUGGGCAUGUUCUAUCGAUGGGGCGUAGACCUGUGCAAGUUGCCACAAAAGUCCGACGACGGCAACUGGUACGUCGUCGUGAUGGUGGAGCACUUUACAAAGUGGAUGGAGCUCCGUGCAAUUCCGGCCAAGGAGGCCAAGGACGUCGCAGCCGCCUUUUGGAGCGCCCGCUGA
This is a messenger RNA of Klebsormidium nitens, 519 nucleotides long. Lineage: Eukaryota; Viridiplantae; Streptophyta; Klebsormidiophyceae; Klebsormidiales; Klebsormidiaceae. The record is from the annotation of a GenBank genome assembly.